Python bivittatus (Burmese python) is the source of this 507-nucleotide messenger RNA. The record is from RefSeq and is a predicted model, not a curated record. NCBI's taxonomy places the organism in Eukaryota, Metazoa, Chordata, Lepidosauria, Squamata, Pythonidae.
AUGGUGGCGUGUUACCCUGGCAACGGCCUGGGCUGUGUGUGGCAUGUGGACAGCCCCCAUGGAGACGGGCGCUGCGUCACGUGCAUUUAUUACCUAAACCGGAAGUGGGAUAGUAAGGUGCAUGGGGGUGUCCUGCAGAUCUUCCCAGAGGGCCACUCAGUGGUGGCCAAUGUUGACCCCAUCCUUGACCGUCUGCUGAUCUUCUGCUCCGACCAGCUCAAUCCACACCAAGUGAAGCCGGCCUAUGCCACCAGGUACACCGUCACAGUCUGGUAUUUUGAUGCGAAGCAGCGGGCAAAGGCCAAAGGGGAGCUCCGCAACCUCUUCACAAGGGAAACCAAGACUGGCCUGGGGCAGGAGGCAGCCAAACUGCUUCCCAGCCUGAGAUGGUUGACCCCUCGCCCUUCCUCUGGCCCAUGCGAGCCAGCUGAUGGCCUCUGGAAUGCCUGGUCACGAUGCUCUGAGGAAGCUGUGUCUUCUCUCUUUCAAGCUGAGAGAGGUAAUUAA